This is a messenger RNA of Tigriopus californicus, 5154 nucleotides long. RefSeq lists its product as uncharacterized. Bases 241 to 5154 code for a protein of 1637 amino acids. The record is from RefSeq and is a predicted model, not a curated record. Lineage: Eukaryota; Metazoa; Arthropoda; Copepoda; Harpacticoida; Harpacticidae. The transcript has 4 exons.
UUUGCGCCUUCAUCUUGUCAUUCAGUUUUAUUGGAAAUUUGCCCGUGGUCAGUUAUCUGGGUCGAGAUCCUCCAGUGAAUUUCAUCAUGAUGACAGAGUCAGAAGUGGUCUAGAAGUCGUGCAUUCAAAUAAGAAAAGAGUCAAGUACCUCUUUCUUAACAAGAUCAUCAUUAUCCAUCGUUACUACAGAGAGUGAAACAGUUAGAACUGAGGAAAUCAGACCAGGACGUCCGUCCAAACAUGGCAUCCAAAGACAAGGUCCGGGUAAUUGCUCUCUUGGCAAUCAUGUUCUGUCAGAUAGCAAUAUCCCAACCGUUCCAAUGGCCUAAAGAUAGAGUUACCAUAAACCGCUCCAGUGAACAGGAUCAAAGCAAGAAAGCAGAUCUGAAGGUAGAUCUCAAGACCGAAUCGUCACAACAACCUCGAGAGAUAAAAGUGAUCCAGUCAGAUGAAGCUCAAGAGCGAAUUGCUGCCGGACGAAGAAGGCCUCCAGUUAUUCGACUAGCUCCUCCUCGCCUCAGGAGGAAACUGCCUCCACCCCAGGCGGAAGAAAAGCUAUUUUUCAAUGGUGCCAGAGGUCGAAGACGACCUAAACGUCCCGUCCAUGGUGGUUAUGGACCUCCUCGACCCCAAUAUGGACCACCCAAACAUCGACCUCGACCAACCUUCAAGAAAACACGGCCCAAGUUUCGAGGACGACCUCAACCUCACGGUCAUCCCAAGCCACGUUACCCUGUGAUUUCUUAUCGUCCUCGACCUCAAUACUCCGUCCCAACUUUGCCUGUAGGAUACGACGGUCCAUCGUCAUACCCAUCUCCCGCUCCAAUCCAAUCAGAUAACCACGAUACUUAUGGAUCACCACCAUCGACAACAGGAAAUAAUGUCUAUCCCUCAACAGUGGAUGAGGAUGAGUAUGGAUCGCCCAAAGGGCAACCUCAAAAUGACGAAUAUGGUUCACCUUUGGCGGAUGCUCAAGAUGGUUAUGGUUCCCCCCAAGCACCAAAACAAGAAGCCGGAACCUUUAGCGGCUAUGGAGGUGAAUUCAACCCACCAAGUUUUAGCAUUUCUGGAGGAAACUCUUUAGAAGACUACGGAUCGCCGAGCGGCCCGACCAAAACCAUCAACAAUGGAGCUCAGUCUCAACUUUAUCAGGGUUACGAGUCACCUCAAACUCCAACUCAAAGUGGGUAUUCUUCGCCAAGCACCGACCAAGAAGAUUCUUACGGCCUCCCUCAAGCUUCGCCAGCGAAAGAUUUGGAUGGAUUUCCAGUCCCAGAUUUCAAUGAAUAUGCUCCUUCAGGCGAUCCAGUGUUUGACUUUUCUAAUGACGACAGUGACGAUGUCGAGAACUAUUCAUCCCAGCCUAGGCCAUCGAGUAUAGACGAUGAAGAAGAUGGAGACAUUUCCUUCGGAUUUCCUGAGUUUCCAACUCCAAACUUCCUAAACUUUCCAUCCGAGUACACUCCCGACUUCCAUUUCGAUCUUAAAAAAGUCAAUGAACCAGAUGAGAAUGAAAACGAAGACGAAAGCACAUCACCUUCUCCGCUCACUGGCCAGUAUCAACCUCCCUCAUCUUUUCAACCCAGUUAUGAAAUUGAAAGCCAGGAAGAAAACUUUGACACAUACGAGUCGCCAAAUCCUUCAGGAGCAACCGGGCCUAACCAAUACAAUGGCCCGCCCUCUCCCAAUUCCUUUCCAUAUGGAGCAUCAGCUCAAGAAAACGAAGUAGAAGACACAUACGACAACGGUUUUGAACCAGAUUUUCAACCAUCAGGUGACGGCGAAGGGGAAGGUGGAACUCCAGCGUAUUAUCCCCCGACGACACCACAAGUUCCUGAGCCCUCGUUUGCUUACGAAAAACCGUCAGUGAAACCGGACUCUUCCAGUUAUUACAAACCCCCAGUCACUUCCAGCCCAGACAAAAACCAACCGUCAUCUUACCAAUCUCCACCAUCCGAAGAGAUUUACUCUCCGCCAAUGUACUCAAGCCGUCAACCUUCAAUCAUCCAAGAAGAGGAGCGUCAAGUCGACUUUCAGUCAUAUGAUGCUCCUCCUUCAAAGGACUUUCCUUCAGAGGAAUUCCCGUCAGAGGAAUCAGGCGAAUUCUAUACUCCAGAUUCUAAUGAAGAAAAGGAACCAACAGUCACUUACACAAAGCCCUUUUCAGGUGCCCAACACACUCAAUAUUCCCCACCCAAAGCCACAUCCUCGUCAUCGAAGCCAUCGCAACCUUUUCCCACCUCGUACGUUAAUGUGGAGGAUGUGAAUUCCUCCCCUUACCAGCCACACGCUUCUCAAGGCCCUCCUCAGAAUGGACAAUACACCCCAUACGAAGAAGAGGAUGAAGAGGAGGAGUAUCCAAAUCAGCCCUCUGGCGGGGACUCAGUCUAUUACAAACCCUCUUCGUCUCCACAGACGAGCCUCUACGAGCAAUCCAAUCAAAAUGCACCAAAGCCCAGUCCUACGCCAUCAGAAGUGUAUUAUAAACCCAUAGAAGGCACAGAAAAUGAGGAGCCUUCCAAUUCGAAUAACUUCUACGACAAUGGAGGUGACGAUGUUGACGAAGAAGUCUCUUUCAACCAAUAUCAGAGACCUUCAAGCCCGACAAAGAGUCCAACACGAGAAUCAUUGUUUGGUGGUGGAUUCUUUGACUUCAAGUUCCCGUCUUAUGACAAAGAAAUCAACGAUGUGAGCUUUUCGUACGAGGAUAGGGAACAGGUUGAAUCUAGUUCAACCGAAAACCCACGUUAUAAGUUUGCACCCAUUCCUACCGAAGAUGAAGAAGAUCAGAGCAGUGACGAUUUUGAAUUCUAUAGCAGUGGAAACGCUCGACCUUCAAAUCCAUCAGAAGGUCCCGCCAAAGAUUUUGGGAAAUACAAAAAGAUCCCAAGUUUUGCACCUCCAAAUGACAAAUUUCUCUACAAAACCCCUAAGCGGCCCCAAUCAAGUCAACCUAGUUAUUCGGAACCGUUUUCUGGACAACCUUCGACGGGCAGUCCACCAAGUCCAUCUGGAAACUUUGACGCCUAUGGAAGUCCCCGAGCGCCCCAAAGAUAUCCACAAGCCGAAGACGACCAAGAUGAGCCAGAAAUCUAUACUCAAUCUUUCAACGAGGAGGAAAAUGAAGCCCCGUCGCAACACAAUUCUUAUGGAAGCCCAAAAGCGCCUUCAGUGGAACCAAACGAUCACAAUAACUUCAAACAAUUUUCCCCUCCCUCGAAUGGCGGAGGUCGUGAGAAGUACGUGAGGCAAUUCAAUUCAUUCCCGACCGAAGCACCUCCAACAAAAGAUCGAAAUCAAUUUUUCAAAUCAAGACAACCAUCGAAACCAAGCCAACUUGAUUCAUAUGGAGGCCCCGAAGGUCCAGUUUCCGAAGAAGUUGACGUACCAUUCACACCUUCUCAAUAUCCAGCACCUUCUUCGCCAAGUUUCCCAACCUCAGCAAUUGAGCAAGAAGACUCGUACGAUAGCCCAAGAGCCCCUCCCACUUAUCCCAAAUUUCAAGAGUCGACUAAUUCGGAUAUCCCCAAUCAGGAGGUAGUUUUCAAAUAUCAACCCGAAGGACCCGAAGUUCCACCAUUAUAUUCUCCAGAGGAAAUUUCUGAGGAUCAAUUUGAUCAGCAAUUCAAUCCUGAGGACCUGAAGAACUUUGAGCCUUACUCCGAACAGAGCAACGAAUUCGGAGAGAACGAAUUUAGCGAAAGUGACUUUGGAGAGGACGAGUUCAAUCAAUAUUCCCCACCCCGAGAAAACAAUGAUGAAGAGCCAUCAGGAGCAUUCCCACCAGGACCCUCCGGCGCAAUCAAAGUAAUCGAGUACGAUCCUUAUUCAGAGCCAGAUGAUUUCCCUUCACGAUUUGAAAACACUGAGAGGCCCCCAAAACAGUCUUCCAGAAACCGGCAACGCUAUCAAACCAGUGAUAUUUCUUCGUCGCAAGGUCCUCUGAGGACAACCAAGGCCCGUCAAAGAACCAAGUUGAUCAAGGAUGCCAGCCCUACUCCAGUGUAUAAAUCACGUCAAGUUUCCAACUACAGGUCCCGUCAAAAGAACCCAACACAAUCAUCCGACACUUUUGAGAUUCACGAAGCCCGCCCGAGUCCAACUCCAAACCGACCUUUGAGCACUAGACCCACCUAUAACCAGCAGACACAGAGCAACGUCAAUUUCGAACCUUCAGGCAGCUCGAACGAUGACGAAACACUACCCGAGCAACCAUUUCAACCCGAGCUUGAUGGGAAUACUUACUAUAAAGACAUUCCCACCAGUGCCCCGCCAUCGAGAAAUCCUGUUUACCAAUCCAAAUAUCAAACUUUACCAGUAGACGAUCAAUCUGGUACUAGAGGAGAAAGAAUCCGACCUGAAUACUCCGAUCAAAAUCAAGCAUGGCCUUCUUCUUUGAACUCUGAAAAUGAGUACUUCGAAACCGAAGACUCGGAAUUUGACUUCCCUACAGGACCUAAUGACGAGGAAACCCUAUACAAAGAGUCUAAAUCUGAACCUGAGGAAAUAAAACCGUCAAGAACACCCUACAGACCUAGCCCAGAAACCCCAAAGAGCACGGGAGCAUCUCAAGAUGUCAGUUAUCCACGUGGAAGGACUACUCAAGCCCCAGAUUUGCCUAGUUAUCCGGCCGUGCCUGACCAGUACUCGACUUUCAAUCCAUCACCUAGCCCAGAAACCCCAAAGAGCACGGGAGCAUCUCAAGAUGUCAGUUAUCCACGUGGAAGGACUACUCAAGCCCCAGAUUUGCCUAGUUAUCCGGCCGUGCCUGACCAGUACUCGACUUUCAAUCCAUCGCCGACGGAUGAAAAUCAAUCCAACCCAAAAGAAGAGGAACCGACACGAACAUACAAACAAGCUAACCCGAGAGUGGGUGAAAACUUCUCUGAUGACGACUUCAUGCCUUCAGAAAUAAGGGCCACUCCCUCUAGAAGACCUCGCCGUCCCCUGAGGCCAAGCAGAAGAUCAGACACGCCCAAAGAAGAAGAUGAAAAGGAGUCGGAUAGAGAAGACAUGGAAUCGGACGGAGAAGAUGCGAAAGAGUUGAAAUCCAUCGGUUUUGGGCCCAGUACCUUCCACUUCGGAAUGGAGACUCCAGACAUUUGGGAAAUGUUCAAUAGCGAAUGGGGUCAAAAGGUCAAGAGCGACAACUGA